AUGCCGGCCAACGGCAAGCUCCCAGGGCGAUUCGAGCUCCCACAGCUCAAGCCCCUGAACUUCUCCCUCACAGAUGGCACCGACAUCCCUCCUCCCCCGGACUCGCCCAUCGAAGAGCAGCCUCAGCAUGUUCCUGUGUCAAAAGAAACUGCCGCCGCCACCACCUUACCAGCGCCGGGGUCCUUAACCUCCAUGACGACGAACGGCCAAUCCUCGCCAGACACGCACAAAGAUAGCGGCGACGGCAUGUACGAUGGACGCAGGCAAACAAACUAUAACAUAGAGACGCCGCCCAUGAGCCCGGCGUCGACGAAGCCGGGCAGCGUCCGCCGCUUCCUGCCACGUAAGGAGCUCAACGCCAAUUACGCUGACGGUAUGGACGACUCGAACGCAUCGCAUGAGGAUCUGGUGAGCAUAAAGCGCCCUGAGAGCGCGAUGAGCUUCGCGAGCCAGCGGCCGAGUCUGGCGAAGAAGAAGAGCGGGAGCUGGUUCAAACGGUUGGGAGGGUCGAGUCGGAGGACGAGUGUGAUCUAUGAAGACAAGAAGACGAGUAUGCAGCGUCAGCCAGCCAUAUACGAAGACGAGAAGACGAUUUUGCAGCCUCAGUCGGCCCCGGUGACGAGAAAGGGACCCCCGCCGCCGAAGCUGCCAGAGUUGAUGACGAGGGAUGAUGGAGGCAGUCUGGGGGAGGACAUGUUCAAGAAUAUCAAGUAG
Molecule: messenger RNA, 714 nt
Organism: Drepanopeziza brunnea f. sp. 'multigermtubi' MB_m1
Lineage: Eukaryota; Fungi; Ascomycota; Leotiomycetes; Helotiales; Drepanopezizaceae
Source: RefSeq, a predicted model, not a curated record